Molecule: messenger RNA, 2234 nt
Organism: Solea senegalensis (Senegalese sole)
Lineage: Eukaryota; Metazoa; Chordata; Actinopteri; Pleuronectiformes; Soleidae
Product: mitotic spindle positioning
Exons: 5
Coding region: 109-1947 (612 amino acids)
Source: RefSeq, a predicted model, not a curated record
UGUCAGUUGAAGUUGGGGUCAGAGUGAGCUGUUGUUCAGACACGGCUGUUGUUGCUGUUGUUGCUGCUCACAGGAAACUCAGGCCCUUCUACAGCACCCCCUGCAGUCAUGGACAGCACCCCAAGGCAAUGGGUUCUGAAGCCUCUUUCCCCUCUGCUCCAACCCUCAGACCUGCGGACCAUUGCCGGGUCAACGACAGCAGGUGACCCUAACCUGGACAAACAGUUCUUCUCCUAUCAGCAGAGUGAUGGAUCUCAGGACCAGCAGGUCUUAGUGUCACCAGAGAGAGCAAGUGUCAGUGACGAGUGGCAACCCAGUGGUCCCAGCAGCCCCAGCAGCCCCAGCAGUCCCAGUAGCAGCUCUGGCUCUCACUGUGGCUUCUACUCCUUUGUGGAGGAUCCAAUGAGUCUCGAGGCAGAGAUGAACGAAGUCUGGAUGAACUCAGCACAGCGGCAGUCUCAGCUGUUCACCCUGAAAGAGGAGAGAGGAUUCAAACUACAGACCUACACCAGCAAAAGGAAGCCAGAGAGUCUGUUCUCAGAAAGUAAGGGAGACUCAUGGCACCACGUAGAUCCACAGAAUGUCAUCCAGGUGGUGAAGGAAGAGGAGGAGAAGCAGCUCCGAAAGGAGAUCAUUCGCAGUCAAGCACCCAAGAAAAACCCAGUAUUCAAAGAGCAGCUUCAAAUUCUGGAGAAUCUGGACCUGAGCGGAUCUAAAAACAAACUGAGCUACAGUCCUGUCAGCUCCAGACCAGAACCUUUUCAGCCUGCUGCAUCUGGGACCAUCGACAGGGAGCAGAUCGACUUCAGAGCUGCACAAAAACAGUUCUUGAAGAUGGAGCGGGACCAGUUAGCAGACCUGAGCUUGUCUUUGCAGCAGGGUUCUGACAUGUCCUCAGUGAGGCGGGUGGAGGUGAAUGAAGGUCAGAUCCGUCCCUCAGAAGAGAAUGAGACCUGCACAGAUAGGACGGGGGUGGUGAGCUGGAGGUUAGGGCUGGAGGAGAGUCUGAGCAGGCAGGGUGGUGUGUUUGAAGACCUGGACUCCAGCCUGGAGGAUCUGUCGGUGAACAGAAGCCAACAGUGCACAACUGAGACCCCAAUUGAAAAGGAGAUCCGGUUAGUCCAGGAACGCGAGGAGGACCUUCGGCGCUCUCGUGGCCUGAAGCACAGUGAUGGAAGGGUGGAGAUGGUGAAAAUCGAAACCAAACGUUUACAAUUCUUAACACCCAUCAAGACCCAAGAAAAGUCCAGAACAAGCUUCAUUAUUCAGAGAGAAAUCGAGAAGGAGAACCAGAGAGGAGCAGAACCGGAGCAGCAAGGCGGAAGUCUGCGACUGAAUUUACCAGAUGUUACGCAGCAACAGGAAGAAGACAGGAGGACAGAGGAUGGACACGUUGAUGGCUUCUUGGCUCCUUGUUGUCCUCAUCGACACCCUGAAGAACCCGAGUGGUGCUUCGCUCAAACUUCAGCUUCCUCCUCUGUCACUGAAACAGAUUCCAGAGUUUUACGCCAGGAUCGAAUUACUUCAUCAUCAUCCCGCUUCUCUUCUUCCCCCUCUUCCUUCACACCUCAGUGUUGGAGGGAAAACCUGGAGUCCACUGGUCUGCAGUCCAGGGGACAAGGAGCUCCAGAUUUCAUAGAGAAGGAGAUUGAGGAGGCCUUGAGACGAGAGAAGGAGCUGAGGGAGCUGAGGGAGCUGAGGGAGCUCCAGCAGAACAGGGAGAAAAGAAGUCUGUCAACUCCACCUCCACUUACAGCGCUCCUAUUGGCCCCGCCUCCUCGCAGAAGAGAUGUACUAAAGAUGGACGACAGCGAGUCAUAUGCAGGAAUUCACCUCAUCGAUGAAGUCAACAACAAGGUUGUUGAGUCGACUCGAGUUUUACGACAUAAAAACCAACAAGCUCUUCGUUGGGAGGCCGGAGUCUUUGCCAACCUGGAGAACCAGUGACAGCAGCACAGCUAAACCCAGGACUAGAUCCAAGAUGAGAGUCAGCAUUAAACCCAGGACCAGAGGACUUUCAAACGGGUUUAGAAGUGGAAUGCUGGCUCUUGAUUAGUUGAUUGAUUAAUCGUAACCCUCAGGUUUUGUAAAUGAUAUGAAUGAAUUAAUGUUUUUUAGAAGAGGACUUUGCUAACGAUCUGAUUGAAGACAUUCUUUUCAUUAAAAGUCCUCAGUGUGGACGUCAAACAACAACAUGGUUUAUUUCAUGUCCUGAAAUAAAUCUGGAAUUUUAA